Molecule: messenger RNA, 4161 nt
Organism: Monomorium pharaonis (pharaoh ant)
Lineage: Eukaryota; Metazoa; Arthropoda; Insecta; Hymenoptera; Formicidae
Gene: Nop17l
Product: protein kintoun
Exons: 4
Coding region: 414-2996 (860 amino acids)
Biological process (GO): axonemal dynein complex assembly
Cellular component (GO): cytoplasm
Source: RefSeq, a predicted model, not a curated record
AGUCCGAAUUUUCUGAUAAUUUAAGUGGAAAAUUGUACUGUUUUGUUUCAAAGCCAUUUAAAUUAUUACAAGACGACAGAUUUGGGUUGAUACUCCUACAGUCAACGUGUCAAAUCUGUCAAGCGUGUUCGGUAACGGAUUCUGAUGCUGCGUAUAGUUCCGCUGUUCUAGAUUCUCGUCAAAUUCGUAGCGGACGUGCCGUUCGUGCAAAAUCCAUUUUCGACAAAUUCGCCCGUGCGGGAGACGAAGUAGUCUUUCCACGCGUUUGAAAUCGACCUCUCGCGCGAGCCGGCGCCGAGAGACCGGCCGGGUCAAGACGGUGGCGCCGCGGUCCACGUGUGUAUUGUCUACUCUCUGCGGAUCCCUCUACCGAGUCUACACCGACGGGUCUAUUUGUAAACACGCGACGUAAGAUGGACGUGUAUGAGCACCGCUCUGGGAAAAACUGGGAGGAUUUCGAUGUGUCGCGCGAGGAACUGCAGAAUCUAACCGAGUGCCUGAAGCAAGAGGACUUUCGCAAGCUGCUGAUCGGGUACGCGGAGGAAGUGAACGACCCGGACAACAGGAGGAUCUAUGAAAGGGAGAUCACCCAGCUCGAGAAGGAGCGGGGCGUAGACGUGACGUUCGUUAACCCCGAGCCCGGUUACGUCAUUAAGACUAGCGUUAACGGCGAGAAAAAGUGUUUCCUGAACAUCAGCAAGAACGACAUCGUCGCCCGCCCGACCAGCCAGCCCAGCUAUGAGCAGGGUCACCGCGGCCUGCAGUGGUCCAUCCCGUACACGCUGAUACCGCCCCGCGAUGACCUUGACAAGAGGAACGUGCGGUGCGUGGUGUUCGACGUGGUCUUCCACCCGGACACCAUCUACCUGGCGUCCAAGAACACGCGCUUCCGCGAGAUCGUCAACAACACGGCGAUGGACGGCGUGGAGAGUAACUUCAAGGUGAAGUUGGACAGGAAGAAUCUAAAGUUUCCCAAGAUUAGCUUUAAGGGGAUAACACAUCCUACAGUGAUCAGGAAACCUUCGCAGACUCCACCACAAGAACCACUGGACAUAGAGCCAGAGAUUUAUCAGAAGAUAAUGGCAAGCUACGAUGAGAGUCGCGAGAAGCAGUUGAAGCAGAGGGAGGAGAAGCCACAACGUGCCCAACCGACUACUACCUACUACAAGGACAAACAGCAGAAGCUCGAGAACGAGACAUAUGUCACUCCAAAAUUCUCUGUGAAACAUCAGUCUGAUGUGGAGCUGGAGGAUUUCCGUUUGGACCGAGAUGCAAAGAUGUUCGCUGCAAUUCCCAAGAGAUUGGUGGUCACUAUAGAUCUGCCCCUGUUAAAAAGCGCCAGCGAUGCGACGCUUGACAUACAUGAACGAUCCCUUACUCUGAAGAGCGAGAAACCUGCGAAAUAUCUGCUGGAUCUCCCGUUACCAUAUCCUGUCAACGGAGACAACGGGAACGCUAAAUUUGACCCGAAGUACAAAAAAUUAAUUGUAACUCUACCAGUGAUUCAAUCAUCGAUACCACUAAGUGGUAAAGAUAGGGUAGACAACAUGAGGGUUGAUAAUGAUCAGAACAAUGCUGUACCAGUAGCAUCCGAGGAUGACAAGAAGGAUUUAUCUAAGAAGAAAGUACAGUUAGUGGAAGAGAUUAGUGAAAGCGCGUGCAAAAAUGUAGAAGUCAAUAAAACAAGUGAGGAAAAGGCAGACAAGUGCGAGGAUACUGCCUUACGGACUAGUAGCACGACGGAAACCGUCGACGACACAUUUAUGAAUCCUAAUGUUAAGUACAAUCUUCCCGCUUAUACUUGUAAUAUUUACAAUAAUCAGUUAGCCAUUGUUAUAAAUGUGAAAAACGUGAACCCAGACGCGAUACGCCACAAAAUUUUAGACAAUAACAUAGGUAUACAUAUCUUGUUGACAUCCAUGGGCACUGGAUUCUUUCCGCAAUAUUAUUCAUUGUGUUUUAAGAUAGAAAACGGUUGUAUUGAGCCGGAAAAUCUUACGAUCGAACCAUGGGACAAUAAUGUUGUAUUUAGUGUCACAGUGAAGGAUAUUGAGAAUGUAGCACGAUAUUUCGUUGGAGUAGACACGGAAUUCAUGGAAGGAAAGGAUCUACCCACAGCAGUGUCAUUUACAAACAAAUUUAAAGAAUUGUUCUCUCCGAAAGAUGAACUGCAGGUGGAAAGGCACAUAUCUGUGCAGCCGCAGGAUGAUGGCAUUGUCAUAAAUAUUCAUCAAAAUCAGCAGGAUUCUGAUGACGAAGAGGAACACGAGGAAAACGUGAGGGUCGUGAAGCGACGACAAGAGAAGAAGCACGCCGUCGAAAAAGUCAGAUCGGUUUCAGAAAGCAGCGGAGAUGAAUUGGCAAGCAAUAGCAGCAACAGCAGUGUGAGACACUCGAAAGGAAUUUUAAAGUCACGUCGCGCUCGAGAUUUCUCGCGGUCCAUGUCCGAGUCGAGUGCCGAUGAAAAUAGCCUAUCUGCAUCGUGCACGGAUUAUCAGUGCGAUCAUUACGAUUCCGUGCACGACGUCAAUUCCGAAUCGGAAUGUUCCAGUUUGAAAAAGACUGUACGAUUUAAUGACGUGGUUUCACGGCAAUUAUUUAGAACCAAUUCGAGUAUUCUUGGACAGCGAAAGAAGAAUCAACGUAAACUACGCAAUAAGAAACGCGCGCACGAUCGCCGACUAAGCGAAAGUGAGAAUUCUGAAACUGAAGAGCGUGACAAGUAUAAAAUGGAUUAUAAGCGUUCUUCGAGUGAGGAUACUUCUGAGAACGUGAAACCUAUACUUGCCAGAGAUAAGCAUUUGCAGCAACAAAAAACCGCCAAUAUUGAGAUCGCGAAAUCGAACACCAAUAAUAAACAUUCUUUGCAUAAGCGUAAAUCCAGCUUUGAGGAAAAUUCCACCGAAGAUGUUCAAGCCGAUGUCUCGAUUAAAGCGACGAAAGAUGAAGUUCAGUUGGAAUUUAAGAACGAUCUGAUAUUCGAUCUCGAUAUGUAGACGUGAAACUAUAUACGAGGUAAUUAUAUGCAUAAUGUGAUAGGCAUGAUCGAGAACGUUGCUACGAUUUUUUUAGUAACUUAGUAACUAGUAACUCAAUACUGAAACAGUAAAUUUAUAUACGUAUAACGUUACAAACUAAUUAUUUUAAAGUAUCAAAGAUACUAUCUAGAUGGGAAUAAUUUUCUAGUGCGUUAUUAGUAUAAAGGUAGUAACCAGGCAAGCAUUAUGGCAAAUCAAAAUCAUGAAUUUAUUUAAAUAACUGACUUAAUACAAGCAAAGCUUAAAAUAUUACAUCCUAACAUCUCUUGCAAAAUAAAAAGAAAAAAAAAAGCUUUGCUUAAUGUAAAAAGUAUGACAACUCGGAAAAUAAUCGUGUUAAAAUGCAAAGAUAAAGGUAAUACUAUAUGAAAUAUUUUUAAUCGAAAUCUUUUAGAGGAAACUGAUUACGUCGCCGUUGGUUGAAUUUCCUAAAUCUUUUAAAGAAAUAUACAUGUUCCUUUUGCAUGCGUGUUGAAUAUUACUGCCGCAUAAUGUAUGUGAUUUUUUACUCACAAGAUAACGCUUUAUUAAAUCAAGAAUGAUCAAAUGAUAAAUCACAAAUACUUUGAUAGAAGUGCAUACAAUUUUAAAGAACAGUGAAUUUAUGCAAAAAUACAUUUUUAGAUCUUGUAAUAUACACGAUACUUACGUCAAGAGUUUGCACAUGUAUACAAAUGCAACGAGCGCUUGCCAAAAAAUCGUGAUAUAUAUGAUCAUAACAUAAAUGAAUAUGGUUUUGUUUUGAAAAUUGUUAAUUACGUGGCACAGGGUCUAAAGUUUUCGAUGUCAAAAAUUAUCUAAGUCAUGUUCUCUUGUAAAAACACCAAAAGUUGUCUAUUUAAAAUUUUUUGCGUUGGAUAAGAGACAAAAUUAAGAUAUAUUUAUCGAUUUAAUGUAUUAUAUAUAUUUUGUAAUUAAAUGUACAUAAGUUGUUUUAAUCUGGAUCGAUGGAAAAAAAUGUUUACAUAUCUGCGCUCUUAGCACGUUUCAUUCCUAUGUUAUAUACCAUAUUUUUACUGAUAAUAAGCAGUCCACAUAAACUGAUAUAUUCACGCAACACUACACUCCUGUAAUGGUAUAACACAAGAAUGAAAUAAAUGGCAUACAAAAUGUUUAUAAAUGA